Meloidogyne enterolobii is the source of this 1018-nucleotide messenger RNA. NCBI's taxonomy places the organism in Eukaryota, Metazoa, Nematoda, Chromadorea, Rhabditida, Meloidogynidae. The record is from the annotation of a GenBank genome assembly.
AUGAGCACUUGUACAAUGAUUAAUAACGGAAACGGAGAUAUUAACUAUACAGAAAGUAACCGACAAAAUAAUCAACAAACAAAAUUAAGAUUAAAAAAUUUUAAAAAAUUGAGAGAUUUGGGACGUGGAGCUUAUGGAAUUUGUGGACUUUAUAAGGAUGAGAGAAGUAUUUUAAAUAAACAAGUAGUAAUUAAAAGGGUAUCUUUGGAAUGCAAAAGUGAAAAUGAAAAACAAAAAAUUUCAUACGAAGCUAAUCUUCUUAGAAAAUUAAUUCAUCCAAAUAUUAUUCGUUUACAAGAUUCUUUUAUUGAAACAGAGCAAUUAUGUAUUGUUAUGGAAUAUCUUGAAGGGGGAACUUUGGAUAGAAUGUUACAGGAAAGAAAAGGAAUAAAAAUGGGGCAAGAUUUGAUACUCUACUAUUUUACUCAGCUAACAAUGGCCAUUGACUACAUUCAUGCAAUGAAAGUACUUCAUAGGGAUAUAAAAACACAAAAUAUUUUUCUCAAUCGAAAGAUGACAAUUGUUAAAGUUGGGGAUUUUGGAAUAAGCAAAGAACUUAAUUCAAAAUGUCCACAAGCAUCCACAGUUAUUGGAACCCCAAAUUAUUUAUCUCCAGAAAUUUGCUCAGGACGUUCAUAUGAUGUAAAAUCAGAUAUUUGGUCAAUGGGUUGUGUUUUGUAUGAAAUGGUUGAAUUAAGGAAAGCUUAUGAAGGGGAAUCGUUAUCUUCCUUGUUAAUUCGAAUUGCUAGGGGAGAACAUGGCCCUAUUUCAUCUACAGUCACUCAAGAUAUGCGAAAUCUAGUUGAAUCUUUACUUAAUAUAGAUGAGAAUAAAAGACCAAGUACUACAGAAAUAUUGUUACGACCAAUGGUUCUUCGAAAAUGGAUGGAAAUACAUGAAAAUUUAGGGAGGAUUGAGCCAGAUAUUGAACUUUACACGAAAGAAACGCAUUCAGAAAAAGUAAAAUAAUAUUAUUAGAAUUAAAGAGAAGGGAAUGUUUUUUCUGUAAAUAAAAGAA